Messenger RNA from Cinara cedri, 2861 nucleotides. The record is from the annotation of a GenBank genome assembly. NCBI's taxonomy places the organism in Eukaryota, Metazoa, Arthropoda, Insecta, Hemiptera, Aphididae.
AUGAAUUUAAACGCUCUACUUCAGCCAAACCGCCUGACGGUAUUUUCUUUGGGGGCGUUUUUGAGUCCUGACUUUAGUGAAUACGAUCGGAGGUCGGCAGGAAGACUGCAGGGGCAAAUUUUAUUUGAACAUUGUGGCGUAAUUCCUGACGAGGGUACAACUCCCGAAUGCCAUUGUGGUGAACUAUUAUAUAGAGACAAUGACUUUGAACGUAAACUAGGGUGCAGGUUCAAAUGUCGAAAUGGCCAUAAGGUUAACCCUACCAAAAAUAAUUUUUAGAGUAUGUGCACAUGUCUGUGGAACUCGGUUGCAAUAAAAUCACUCAGAUGAUAUAUUUGUGGGUCGCAAAAGUAAAUACUACAACCAUCCAACAAGAAGUAAAUAUAAUAUCUACAGUACCAGUACAAUAAAGUAUGAAUUAAUAAAGUAAUAAUACAAUAUCUUAAAAUAUUCACAAAAUUAAAAUUGUUAUAAAUAGCUUUAAAAUGACUAAAAUAAUUUUGAAAAUUUGAUCACGUAUAGAAAAAACAAAUAUAAGUUUUGUGUCAAAAUUUCCAAAAGUCCUUCCUUACGAAUAUUUUUAUUCGAAUUACAAUAAAAUUUCAUUUUUCGUCUUUGUAUGGUUUUUUCCAAUUAUUGUAAAAAUGGUUUUGAAAAAGCAAUAGAUGACGUCCUUAAAAUACUACACAAGAAAAUUCCUUUUAGAAAAGGGGCUAUAUUGUAUACAUUGGAGUAAGAUUUCUGGUAGAACGUGUUUACAUAAAAAAAUCAAUAUUGUAAAAUCAAUAAAUUUCUCGCUCUGCUUCGAAUCUAAAAAAUACAUACUCUUAUCUUAUUCAGAUCAAAAAUUAAAGGGGACAAAUAUUGCAUAACACAAAAUUAUAAAAAAAAAUCCAAAAAUUGACUUCUUCUCUGGGACUUAGGGAAUAAUACAAUGGUGUUAACAUUAACUUCGCUUUAAAAUUUAACUUAUUAAUAUUAAAAUAGUAAGUUCAUAUAAAAUACAUUUAAAAUUUCAAUAUUAGGUUGAGGUUUCCACAGAAACUAUAAUUUUAUUUACUGAGUAUUUUUGAGAUGUAGCACCAAAAAUCGCAUACCACGAUCAUGUCCAAAUUGGUGGUGAACAUGAUGUCGUAGAGAUUAAUGAAACGCAUUUGUUUCGAGCCAAAUAUAAUAUUGGUCGGCAUCCGGUAUGGAAUGCAGUUUGGUUUUUUGAUAUGUAUUAUUUUUUCAUAUAUUUUAAAUGUUGAACAAAUUACAUAGCGUAUUGCAUUAUUUUAGAUGACAUAAGUCGUACAACUAAAAAAAUUUUUGGAAAGAUUGUUCCUGAUAGAUCAGCGCAAACACUGAUACCUAUUGCUCAAUAAUAUAUUGACCCUGAUAGUUUUAUUCGUAGCGAUAUGUGGAGGGCAUACUUUUGGCCAAAUAUUUUAAAUUUAGAUAACUCAUUUGUAUUAGAUUCAAACUGUCGUAUCAGUUUUAAUUGAAUGAUAAUAAAAUACGAAUCGAAAAUCGUUUUUAAUCACUUCUACACUUUUUACACUACAUUUUUUCCUUGUCCCCAAAAUUCAUGAUAGGUCCGGAAAAACGGUCGGAAAAUUCAAAAGCCAAAAUUGUGAUAACGGAUUUAUUAUACACGAGGGCGUACGAACAAAAGUUUCCUUAUACGUUUUUCUAUAUUCCGAAAAUUAUUUUAAAAUAUUUUAAAUUUCUGUGGGUGUGUGAAUUUGCGGCUGGUCAGUCGUCGGUAGAUACACAAAUACAUUAUCAAUUGAUAAUUUGACUGGGAUAGGUAGGUAUAAUACGGCCUACAGAAAUAUUUGGUGCGUAUGUUGGCCACGCUGUGCGCUUUACACCACAGUAGAUUCGGUGAUACACAUACCUUGUUUUAUUCACCAUUUAAAUGUGAUAUGGACUUUGUCGUUUUUUUGUUAUUUUUCAUCCUUGAUCCGUCCCAAAAGCCAGAGAUCUACCAGACCAAUUAUUGCCAUCAUAUAUUAUGAUAGAAAAAUUUGAAACAUGAUUAAAUAUUUUUCAAAUUUUUCUGAAAAAAAAAACCCAAGCAGGUACUUACAUUUAAUAAAGUAUUAACCAAUUAUUAAAUUAUUCACGAGACAACAAAAAACAGUUAAUUUUAUAAUUAAUAUAAUUAAACACUAAGUAAAACCAUGUGACUUUUUUUCAGAGCCAAGUUAGAAUUGGGCGAAAUUACUCAUCAUAAUAUAAAACAGCUUAAACGACUAAAUACUGUGGUUUUUCCUGUGUCGUAUAAUGAAAAGUUUUAUAAAGAUGUUCUGGAAGCCGGAGAACUAGCUAAAUUAGGUAGAUAUUUACUAUUACUUUUUAUUUUAUAAUUUCAUUAUUAUGAAAUAAAUCUUGUUCAAUAUUCCCUCAUAUGUAUUUUUUUACUAAUUUUAAAUUUUUAGCAUUUUAUAAUGACAUUGUGGUUGGAGCUGUGUGUUGUCGAGUAGAUCAAGAAGUUGGUCGUCGACUGUAUAUAAUGACUCUGGGAUGUUUGUCGCAGUACAGAAGACUUGGCAUAGGAAGUAUGAUGGUUGAACACAUAUUAAACUAUGUUGAAAAUGAUGGUACAUUUGAUGCUGUCUAUUUGUAAGUAUUUUUAUUUUCUCUAGUUAUAACAGUGAUUUAUUAAGUACAUGUUUUAAUUUAGACAUGUUCAAUUGAAUAAUGAUAGUGCCAUUAAGUUUUACAAAAAAUUUGGCUUUGAAAUAGUUGAAACUAAAGAGCAUUAUUACAAAAGAAUAGAACCUGCAGAUGCUUAUGUAUUGGAAAAGCGUCUGCGGCCUAAAACAUUAAAUGGAAAAAAUGAAAAUCUGUCAAAUAAUAAUAAAAAAGAUUAA